AUGCCAUGCUCCAUUACUACGACCACAGCAAUGAAAGUCGUCACCAUCAGUUCGGAUGGAUUGAAAGGCUGCAUUAACGUCUUCUCCCCGGUCGGCGAAUUACUGGGCAUCCUGAACGCCCAGGAAGUCACGGCCUUCCGCACCGCGCUGGCCGUCAUGAUCCCCUUCGUACGCCAUGCGGGCCCGAAAUCUAACAUCGUGAUCUUCGGCGCCGGACGCCAAGCCGAGCAGCACAUCAAACUAGCUCUUCUUCUCACCGACGACGUGAAAAGCGUCACCGCCAUAAACCGCAAUGCGCCACGACGGCUGGAGUCACUCUUCGCUACUCUCCGGGGAAAGUACCCUGGCAUCGCGUUCAAUUUGCUUCUCAGGACAGCAGAAGACUUUGACACACGCCUUCAAGCACGACUUGCCGAGUCGGAUGUGAUAUUUGGCUGUACCCCGGCGACGGUACCCCAUUUCCCUCACAGUUACUUGACCAACAAGAGGAGAUUCAUUGGACUGAUAGGCUCGUAUAAACCGGCGAUGCAGGAAGUGGAUUCGGAGACGAUACUUUCUGGUGAGGGGCGGCGCAUAUACGUGGACACGAAGGAAGGAUGUUUAGGGGAAGCGGGAGAGUUGAUUAGGGCGAAGGUGACGGAGGAGCAACUGGUCGAGAUUGGCGAGCUGGAUGUAAUUAGUGAAGAGUCGUUGGGAGGGCAAGGGAAUUUGAUUUUCAAAUGUGUCGGGUUGGGGAUUAUGGAUCUGGUCAUGGCAAAGGAGUUGAUUGAGAUGGCGAGGGAGAAAGGAGCAGGGUUGACUGUUGAGGAUUUUUAA
Messenger RNA from Rhinocladiella mackenziei CBS 650.93, 816 nucleotides. RefSeq lists its product as uncharacterized. The transcript has a single exon. Lineage: Eukaryota; Fungi; Ascomycota; Eurotiomycetes; Chaetothyriales; Herpotrichiellaceae. Bases 1 to 816 code for a protein of 271 amino acids. The record is from RefSeq and is a predicted model, not a curated record. Gene Ontology annotation, cellular component: cytoplasm.